This is a messenger RNA of Elgaria multicarinata webbii, 2212 nucleotides long. It is a transcript of the gene SNW1, whose product is annotated as SNW domain containing 1. The transcript is spliced from 14 exons. Gene Ontology annotation, biological process: mRNA splicing, via spliceosome. The coding region runs from base 77 to 1690 and encodes 537 amino acids. Gene Ontology annotation, cellular component: spliceosomal complex. The record is from RefSeq and is a predicted model, not a curated record. NCBI's taxonomy places the organism in Eukaryota, Metazoa, Chordata, Lepidosauria, Squamata, Anguidae.
CUUGCUCUGUUGAGGCUGUCAUUUACUACCACCACCGCCACCGGGCCCAGAGAAGAGGAAGGAGGAGAACAACAAGAUGGCGCUGACCAGUUUUUUACCAGCACCAACACAGCUAUCUCAGGACCAGUUGGAAUUAGAAGAGAGGGCAAGAUCGCAAAGGGUGAGACAGACUGCGUUGGUGUCAUCACGAAGGGAGCCUCCCCCUUAUGGUUAUCGGAAAGGAUGGAUACCACGGAUGUUGGAGGAUUUUGGAGAUGGAGGCGCUUUCCCAGAAAUUCACGUUGCUCAAUAUCCUCUGGAUAUGGGCCGAAAGAAGAAAAUGUCCAAUGCAUUAGCUGUUCAGGUCGAUGCAGAAGGAAAAAUAAAAUACGAUGCUAUAGCUCGGCAGGGGCAGUCAAAAGACAAGGUCAUUUACAGCAAGUACACAGACCUGAUUCCAAAGGAAGUUAUGAAUGUCGAUGACCCUGAGCUGCAAAGACCUGAUGAGGAAGCUGUCAGAGAGCUUACAGAAAAGACCCGAGCAGCCCUGGAAAAGUCGGUCUCCCAGAAAAUUGCAGCAGCCAUGCCAGUCCGAGCAGCUGAUAAACUAGCUCCAGCUCAAUACAUUCGAUAUACACCAUCACAACAGGGUGUGGCCUUCAACUCUGGUGCAAAACAGAGAGUUAUUAGAAUGGUGGAGAUGCAAAAGGACCCCAUGGAGCCACCAAGAUUCAAAAUUAACAAGAAAAUUCCUCGUGGACCACCAUCUCCUCCAGCUCCUGUAAUGCACUCUCCCAGCAGAAAGAUGACUGUGAAGGAGCAACAAGAAUGGAAAAUUCCUCCUUGCAUUUCAAACUGGAAAAAUGCAAAGGGUUACACUAUUCCAUUAGAUAAGCGUCUGGCUGCGGAUGGCAGAGGUCUGCAGACUGUACACAUCAAUGAAAACUUCGCCAAGUUGGCUGAGGCUCUUUACAUUGCUGACAGAAAGGCUCGUGAGGCUGUAGAGAUGCGAGCCCAGGUGGAGCGGAAGAUGGCCCAGAAGGAAAAAGAGAAACAUGAGGAGAAGCUCAGGGAAAUGGCCCAGAAAGCCAGAGAGCGAAGAGCUGGAAUCAAAACUCAUGUAGAGAAAGAGGAUGGAGAAGCAAGAGAACGUGAUGAAAUCAGACACGACAGGCGAAAAGAGAGACAGCAUGACCGGAAUAUUUCCAGAGCGGCCCCUGACAAAAGGUCAAAGUUGCAGCGGAAUGAGAACAGAGAUAUUAGUGAAGUCAUUGCUUUGGGUGUUCCUAACCCUCGGACAUCCAAUGAGGUCCAGUAUGACCAGAGGCUCUUCAACCAGAGUAAGGGUAUGGACAGUGGCUUUGCUGGAGGAGAAGAUGAAAUUUACAAUGUCUAUGACCAGCCUUGGAGAAGUGGUAAAGACAUGGCCCAGAACAUCUAUAGGCCCAGUAAAAAUGUGGACAAGGACAUGUAUGGUGAUGAUUUGGAGGCACGCAUAAAAACUACUAACAGGUUUGUUCCUGACAAGGAAUUUUCUGGCUCAGAUCGCAGACAAAGAGGUCGAGAAGGACCAGUUCAGUUUGAGGAGGAUCCUUUUGGUCUAGAUAAAUUCUUGGAGGAAGCCAAGCAGCAUGGGGGCUCAAAAAGGCCUUCUGAUAGUAACCGUCCUAAAGAACAUGAGCAUGAAGGCAAGAAGAGAAGAAAAGAGUAAGGAAUUGGGGUUUUUUUCUAGAUAGUGAAACUGAAUUCAAUACUUCAAGCAUUUUAAACAGACUGCAGAGGAUUGUCUUAACCAAUUGGCAGCUCCUCUGUAGUGGAUAUAAUGCUCCACGAGUCUUCUAAUAGGACACUUUAACCCAUGGAACAAAAGGGAAGGAAAAAAAUAGGACCACUGGAUUACAUAGUUUCUGCAUCUUGGACUCUAGCUGUGCUGUUUUCCUUUGUUUCUACAUAGCUGGAGCUCUGUUACCUUGUCUUCAGUUUGGAAUACACUGCUUGAUUUACUUUGUUCUUAGUUAAAGCUGGUUAUUUCACCUGAUAAUACUCCCCUUGUACAUAGUUUGCCCUGCCUCAGCUGUAUUGUACUUAAAAGGGGGAAGGGUACUGUGAUUUACUUGCUGUGAUUGUAUAGUUCAUUUUAAGCUUAGAGAAACAGCUGGAUUCAGUGAACUGAGAAUACAUAUCCAAGUUUAUUUUAGUUUCUUUACAGUGAAAUAAAGACUCCUUCCUUUAA